GGACAACGCUGUUUCAACGUUCUCUCUCUAGAGUCCACACACCAAUGUUUUUGGUCCGGCGAGCUCGUUCUUCAUUCUUUCUGCAUCAGAUCGAUAAUGGCGGAUCACUAGAGCUCCACCUCCAAGCUCGAUUUCAGCUCGCUUUCGCUUCUCGCUUCCUCGUGAUCCCCUCAUUCCCGCCACCUGUUUUGUGUUUGACGUUUUGAUGCUCGUCUCAUUCGUAUGGUCGAUUGUCUGUUCUCUGCUUCGUGAUCUCGGUGCCUGUACUUUCUGUUUUACUUCAGUAGACGAUAUGGAUGGAUCUCACUUCGUGGGUUCUAGAUUGAGUUCUCCCUCUUUUAGCAGCUCCCAUUCUUCUGUAUAAUGCACUCUCUGUAGUUGUCUUCUUUUUUUUCUCGAACAGCAUCAUUGAUCGGGGUUUUAAGUAGAAAUGGCUUUAGCUCGGUUCGGUCGCCAAGCCAAAAAGCCUUACGGUCUAUGUGUAAAGAUGACGGCAGUGGCCGUUCUAGGGCUGUGUUUCAUAUUCAUAUGGUCCAUGUUCUCGUCGUCUUCCUCUUCCGUGACCACUCGGAGAGAGAGCUUCGACGACAUAAACGAGCCCAUGCCUGAUGCGGGGGCUGGUAGCAAGUCCGGGACUCAAUCGGAGAAGAUAGAGCCGAAAAGGGAGGAAAGUAAAGAGGACGAUAACGUGAAAACCACGUCUAAUUUGGAAAAUAGGGACCAUAAGGUAGUGGACGACAAGCAUCCUUCGUCUAAUGAUGUUCACGGAUCACAAGAGAGAAAUGGAAAGCAGGUGGUUAACAAAAGGAAGGAGAAGGCUGAUUCGAAGUCACCCAAGGGAAAGAGGAAAGAGGAACAGGCGGUUGAUGUAUCUGAGGAUGGAGAGUUACAGGAUGAGAAGGAUGAUGAGAAUGGAGAAGAAGAAGAAGAAGAAGAAGAAGAACUAGUGAUGGAUGGCAAGGAAGAUCAAGAAGGUGUAAAUCAAGAAGGUGAGUCCAGUGAAGAAACAGAAGCAGGUGCAGAUGUUGUUGAAUCAGCGGAUCAGGAUGCUAUGGAGAAAGUGGAAGAAGAGAAUGGUGGGUCAAAAAGUAUGGGGAAGAAGAGGAAGAUUAAGGGUCCUGUAUUUGAUCCGAAAGCACACUAUAGUUGGAAAUUAUGUAGCACGAGAAGCAAGCAUAAUUACCUUCCUUGUAUCGAUAAUGAGGGUGGUUUGGGAAGGCUCCAGAGUUAUCGGCAUACGGAGAGAAGCUGCCCAAGAGUGCCUCCAGUGUGUUUAGUUCCUCUUCCUCGUGGGGGUUACGAGACUCCAGUCAGGUGGUCUGAGAGCAAAUUGAAGAUAUUCCACAAGAACGUGGCACAUCCAAAACUUGCUGAAUUCAUAAAGAAACACAAUUGGGUGAAAGAAUCAGGAGAAUAUCUUAUCUUUCAUUCAAACCAGUCUGAAUUCAGAGGGGGUGUUCUUCACUACCUUGAAUUUAUUGAAGAGAUGGUACCGGAUAUUGAAUGGGGAAAGAACAUACGUGUUGUAUUGGACACUGGAUGCACCGAUUCAAGCUUUGUUGCUUCUCUACUUGACAAGGACGUGAUGGUUUUAUCCCUAGGCUUGAAAGAUGACCUUGUAGAUUUAGCUCAAGUUGCUCUGGAACGUGGUUUUCCUGCAGUAGUUAGCCCUUUUGGAACUAGAAGGCUUCCUUUUCCUAGUAUGGUUUUUGAUGCUAUACACUGUGGAAGCUGCAGUAUACCAUGGCAUCAUAAUGGGGGCAAGCUUCUACUGGAGAUGAACAGGAUUUUGAGGCCCAAUGGGUAUUUUAUUUUGUCGAGUCAGCAUGAGAGUGUCGAAGAAGAAGAAGCCAUGUCCUCAUUGACCGCAUCUAUCUGUUGGAAUAUACUGGCUCAUAAAACUGAUGAAGACAGUGAAGUGGGUGUCAAGAUAUAUCAGAAGCCUGAGUCAAAUGAUAUAUAUGAUUUGAGAAGGAAGAAAAAUCCUCCUCUGUGCAAAGAAAAUGAAAAUCCAGAUGCUGUCUGGUAUGUUCCUAUUAAAACUUGCUUGCACACCAUUCCAGCUGCAAUUGAACAACGUGGAACAGAAUGGCCUGAAGAGUGGCCCAAGAGGCUUGAAACUUUUCCUGACUGGAUGACUAAUAAGGAUGGACUGGUUGCUGACACUAACCACUGGAAAGCUAUUGUUGAGAAGUCUUAUCUCACAGGAAUGGGCAUAGACUGGUCCAAUGUCCGGAAUGUAAUGGACAUGAAAGCGAUUUAUGGAGGAUUUGCAGCAGCUCUCUCCCAGCAAAAGGUGUGGGUGAUGAAUGUGGUCCCUGUGCACGCUCCAGAUACACUACCUUUUAUAUAUGAACGGGGUCUUGUUGGUACUUAUCAUGAUUGGUGUGAGUCAUUCGGUACUUAUCCAAGAUCAUAUGAUCUUUUGCAUGUUGAUCAUCUCUUCUCAAGGCUUAAAAACAGGUGUAAGCAGCCGGUGGCUAUUGUUGUUGAGAUGGAUCGAGUCUUGAGGCCUGGAGGUUGGGCGAUUAUACGUGACAAGGUUGAGAUACUUGAUCCGCUGGAAGGUAUAUUGAAAAGCCUGCACUGGGAGAUUCGGAUGACUUUCGCUCAGGAUAAGGAGGGUAUCAUCUGUGCGCAGAAAACCACAUGGCGACCAUGAGGGCACGAUUGAACACUCAACAUUCACUUUAGGACAGUAGAAACACAGAUUGCACCAUACCAUAAAUCCCUGACCAUACUCUUCAUGACAAAGAUCGCUAUCGAAAGCGAAUUUUGCUCCCACUGUAUAGAAGAGAAAAGCCAUGCUCCUGCGAUUUGUCACGGCGUGGCAUCACUUCUUCUUGUUAACACGAUCUCAUGCAUAUGUUUCCAUAUUUGGUUUUGUUUUCCUUUUGGGUCUCGCAUCUUCUUCUGGAUUUUCAUGGUAAUGAUAAUUGAGUUCACUGCCAUUGACCGUAUAUUAGAAAAACUCCAGGAGAUCCUUACCUGGA
Messenger RNA from Rhodamnia argentea, 2993 nucleotides. Its product is annotated as probable methyltransferase PMT28. The transcript has 8 exons. NCBI's taxonomy places the organism in Eukaryota, Viridiplantae, Streptophyta, Magnoliopsida, Myrtales, Myrtaceae. Gene Ontology annotation, molecular function: methyltransferase activity. Bases 431 to 2662 code for a protein of 743 amino acids. The record is from RefSeq and is a predicted model, not a curated record. Gene Ontology annotation, cellular component: endosome; cytoplasm; trans-Golgi network.